This is a messenger RNA of Patiria miniata (bat star), 4541 nucleotides long. It is a transcript of the gene kif23, whose product is annotated as kinesin-like protein KIF23. Lineage: Eukaryota; Metazoa; Echinodermata; Asteroidea; Valvatida; Asterinidae. The coding region runs from base 179 to 2767 and encodes 862 amino acids. The transcript has 23 exons. Gene Ontology annotation, cellular component: kinesin complex; microtubule; nucleus. Gene Ontology annotation, molecular function: ATP binding; microtubule motor activity; microtubule binding. Gene Ontology annotation, biological process: microtubule-based movement. The record is from RefSeq and is a predicted model, not a curated record.
ACAAAACGGUGCAAAGGAGAGCUGUGAUUGGCUGAAGGACCAUGUGCGCUGGAAUUCGAACGCAUUGCUGAUCAACACGAAGUUCACGGAACUGUGAGAUUUUUUAAUUGGAAGUGAGGCGGGUUUUCACUGCAAUUUUACACUGUCUUGAGCGACUGAUUGAUUAUAAUUCAUCAUCAUGAAACCAUCGCGGGGUAAGACCCCUAAGAAGACGCCACGCAAACCUCAGAAUAAAGACCCAGUUGAGGUCUACUGUCGACUACGUCCAAUCAGUGAGGAUCUAGACAUCUGUGUCACUGUUGUCAAUAGCAACACCAUUCAGUUGAAGCCACCAGAGAAUUCAAUUGCCGUCAAGAAUGGAAAUUACAAAGAGACACAGCAUACCUUCAAGUUUGUCUUCCCCGAGCUCAUAUCCCAGAAGGCAUUGUUUGACCACGUGGCACUACCCCUAGUGGACGACCUCAUUCAUGGAAAAAAUGCCCUGCUGUUCAUGUACGGCAUCACAAGCUCCGGCAAGACUCACACCAUGCAAGGAACGCCAGGCGAUGGCGGCAUCCUUCCUAGGUGUCUAGAUGUGCUCUUCAACAGCCUCGGAGACCUGCAGGCCAGGAAAUACGUGUUCAAGCCGGACAGGGCUAACGGCUUUGAUGUUCAGACAGAGGCUGACGCUAUGAUGGAUAGACAAAAGAAGGAACUCCUAGCUCCACCCCCGACACCCAAGAGCACGCCCAAAACACCCAGAAGGAGACCACCCCAGAAUGACAUAGCAACGAUGGUGAGGGUGCCGGACACCAAUCGCAUCGGCUCAGUGGACGAAGACAACAACUACAGCGUGUUUGUGUCAUACAUCGAGAUCUACAACAACUACAUCUAUGACUUGCUGGAGGAUACGCAGUCCGAUGGCAUAAACCAGAAGCAAUGGCAGACGCCAAAGUCACGGGAAGAUCUCAAUGCCAUACCCUUGCAAUCCAAGACACUACGCGAGGACAGUAACCACAACAUGUACGUUGCCAACUGCACGGAAAUAGAAACCAAGAACACGGAAGAAGCCUAUGGGAUCUUCAUGAAAGGUCAAAGACGAAGGAAGGUGGCUCACACUCAGCUGAAUACAGAGUCAAGUCGUAGUCACAGUGUCUUCAAUAUCAGGCUGGUCCAGGCUCCGCUGGACCCAGUAGGGGAAGAAGUCCUGCAGGAUAAGGACCAGGUAUGUGUGGCCCAGCUCUCCCUGGUGGAUCUGGCCGGCAGUGAGCGGACGGGACGUACCCAGAACUCUGGUGAUAGGCUGAGGGAGGCGGGAAACAUCAACGCAUCACUCAUGACCCUCAGGACUUGCAUUGAAGUACUGAGAGAGAAUCAGAUGAAUAACUUCAAUAAGAUCGUCCCGUAUCGGGACUCCAAAGUGACCCACAUAUUCAAGAACUACUUUGACGGUGAGGGUAAAGUGCGCAUGGUGGUUUGUGUCAACCCACAGAGUGCUGACUAUGAUGAAACCACGCAUGUGAUGCGCUUUGCUGAGGUGACCCAAGAGGUACAAGUUGCCCGACCUACGGCUGUCAAAUUUGAUAUCGGCUUGACUCCAGGAAGGAGAAGAGCCAACCUGAUAUACAAGAAGAUGUUGGAAGACGGUGCUGAGCUGGAGGACCUUCCCAUGGAGACACCAGUCAUUAUCAAUCUUGGCCCGGCCUUCCCUUGCCUAGAGAUCAAUGACCCCAACGAAGACACCACCCUGCAGAACCUGAUUGCUUUCCUGGCUGAGAGAGAGAGGCGAAGACACACCUUGCAGGAAGAGCUCACCCGCAAGCAGGGCGCCUUCCGGGCUCAUCUGAUGGAGAUGGAGCGUGAGAUGGAAACGCUCAAACAGCAGAACGACGAACUGAACAUGAAGCUGUCGUCCAAAGACAAGAACGUUCAGCGCUUUGAGAAACGCAUCAAAACCCUAGAGCAAGAGAACGGGAUGCUGCAGAGGACGCAUACAGCUUACGAGUACUCCAAGAGGGAGCUGGAAACGGAGCUCAUUGAGGAGAAGACGAAGAUCAAGAAACAGAAGCACGAGCAAGAGCGUCUGAGGCAGGCGCUGAAGGGCGUGGCCGGCAGCGAGAAGAUGAAGUGGGAGAAGGAAUGCGAGAAGCGUGUCCGCGCAACCCAGAUGGAGAUGCAGACCAAGAUCUGGGUCAAGGACGAGAAACUCCGCCAGCUGAAACAGAUCGUCUGCGCCCGGCAGGAACGGGAGGACAAAGCCCGCAAGGCCAAGGCGGACCUGAACCGCACCCGGUCACCGCCACCCAAGAUGACCCAGCCACCGGUCAAGCUGCGACACCGCCGGUCAAGGUCGACGUCCAAUGCCUGGAUUGACCACAAGCCAGCAACAACGCUUGAUACUGAGACGGUGCUGCAGCCGGCCGGUCUGAAGAAGAAACACACUGUUGCCGUGCCGACCGUCAAAGACUUGAAGGGAACGGAGAACUACAUGCUGACACAUCAGGAGGAAGACUCCAAGGGGGAACUGGAGACCAAGCUGUACAAGGCUGAAGUUCUCCAGACCCGCGGUGGUGGCAGAGCGGUACAGUUCACCGACAUUGAGAGACUGAAGACAGAGAGACCGGCCUCUACCAGCCCCAAGGAUCGCAAACGGGCCGCAGAGGAAGAGCUGGACAGUGGAGAAUGGACGGACAUCGAAACAAGAUGUGCCGUUGGUUACGAGGGACGACCAGGCAAUGCGGAUCCUGCUGCCGUCCACAUUGUCCCUAGCAAGAAAAUGAAGAAGUGAGGUGCAGCUGUGGUGACUUGAGUGCGUUAGUUGAUGUGGACUUCAAAUCAUGACGAUGCAAUUAGAUCGGACAGUAUUGUGCUGGCCUAGUAUCAAACGCUUUUGCAAAUACAAAAAAACAAACCAUGUUGUGUAAAUAGUGAAAAAUAGGCUUUGCUUGGCCAUAGUUCUUGCACAGUUAAUGUAAGUGGUUCAAUUUGCGAGAGGAUGACGUAACGACAUAUUUGUAAGGGAACGCUGAGCAUGUUUAGAGUUUGGGUGGGUUUAAGUCAAUGUGAGUGAUGAAACCGGUACCUGGUAUGCUAGGAUUUAAGUAUGAAGACACACGCAGUAACGGUAAGUUGAGGUGCGUGGUACCAACUGACCCAUUUGAUUUCGCACCUUUUCUCUAAAACUACAAACUGCACAAAUCUGCUCAACUGCAUUCCAAAACAAAAAAUUAAUUUGUUCAAAGUGAAACUCUUCAAAAAAAAAUACCAUUAAAAAAGUCAUGUGAUAUUAAUUUGAACUGGUUCUGGGCUUAAAAUGGUAACAAAAAAAUUGCUCAAGGCUCACCUAUGUUUGUAAAAAUUCUGUUUACAAAUGUGGUAACAGGAAUAUGGUCUUACUGAAUUCGGGUAACUUUUUUUUUUUUUAGUAUUAGCCAAGUGUCAUACCUGCACUGUGUAUUCAAGUUUGAAUAUUUCGAAAGAUGCAAUCCAAAAAUGGUAUUUUGUUUCUCCGGAACAUUUGGUGCAAGCAUUCAUUUCACAAUUUUUGCCGCUUUCAUUUUUAGUAUUACUCAUUUUAGUCUUUGUGAACAAGUUAGUGAGUGCAAAUCCUUUGGGUGCAAAAUAUAGGGACGAAACCCUUUAGCAGUGCAACUUUUGCAUUUUUUCUAUUAACUUUUAAGAAAUAGGGCUCACAAAUUUAAAAAAACAACAAACUACAAGAAUCAUGCCAGCGCAUAGUGUGAAUGUAAAUAGAUGUCAAUAUGUAAUAUUGGUGAUUGUCUGAUUUGAUUUGAAAGUUAAUGUGUUAUUAUCAUGGAUUAAUUUUAAAAAAAAAAUCUGUUGCGCUUUUCAUAAAAUUGAACAUUUUGGGAGUUAAAUUGUAAUCAGGCAACGACUUUAUUGCAAGAGGAAAACACAGUAUUACACCGUUUCCGGUCUUUUUCUGUGGGUCAUUGUGCAACAUUUUAUUCCUUCCAGCACACUCUCUGAGAAUCUCCUGUUUUUCCAUUUAACCAACUUUAUAACUCCUCACAAAUAUUUAAGCACAAUGUCUGGAACACUGACUUCUUUGCCUACUUAUGUAUAUUUAUGACUUGAACUCCCUCAUAAUUACAAAAACACCAGGAACGUGUCCUUUUUGGGGGGCUGAAUACAGCAUACCUGGACCAAUCCAUAUCAGAAGGUUGCCGAUAAUGAACUAGUCACGUGUCAUAUGAACGGUUUACUUCUUAACUGCAAGUUUUCAGAGCACCAGCAGUCAAACAAUAAAACUGCCAAAGUUCAAUGUGUAAUAACGUUUUCCUUCAAAGUGUUCUAAACCUUUUCUUCAAGGUCUUUGCUACUAUUUUUUUCACCAAGAUAACAGUAAAUUUGGCAAACCGGACGAACUGCAAUUUACUACUCGGCCUAAAGUGCAUAGCAAUAGACAGUAAGCCAGGGUUUUUAUGUAGCGCAUUAGAUGUCAUGUAUAAACGAAUUUGGGCAAAUUGUAAAUAUCAAACCAACCUGCAUGUGUACGAGAUGUUUUGUGUGUCAUUGUGUCAUUAAAACUUUAAAGAAAA